AUGGUAGCACUCUGGCCCCGCCUCUCCCAGCAGCAAGCCUAUCAGGAGGCUCAGGCUGCCAGGUGGGGGCGGGGCUUCGGGGCCGCGCGAGCCGGCUUGAUAAAGGAGCAGCGGCGGCGGCGGCGUGCGCGAGCCCCUGGCCCACGUACCAUUGGGCUGCAGCGCGGGGGGUGAAGGCAGCGGGCCGAGCGAGCGGAACCAAUCGUAUUCCUGCUGGAGGGCAUAUUUAAGACAAAAAUGGCAAUUGUAAAGAACUUGAGCAGAACCCUUAGUCAGUUGCUACAGAGCCCCGGUUGUGGAUGUCAGACUUCCAUUGUGCCAGUUAGAUGUAUUGGUGUCUCACCACGUCAGGUGACCUCAGAUGCCAGCUUUCAUUCAGUAUCUUUUUCAGAGACUGAUCAUCCUCGAGUGUUAAUUACAGGGGGCCUGGGCCAACUUGGGGUGGGACUCGCUAAACUCUUGAGGAAGCGUUUUGGGAAAAACAACGUGAUCCUGUCUGACAUUAGAAAACCACCAGAUGAUGUCUUUUAUAAUGGUCCUUUUAUCUACUCUGAUAUCUUGGACUACAAGAAUCUCCGUGAGAUAGUGGUGAACAACCGAAUUACUUGGCUGUUUCAUUAUAGUGCUUUGCUCAGUGCUGUUGGAGAAGCAAAUGUGCCUUUGGCCAGAGCUGUAAACAUUACUGGUUUGCACAACAUUCUAGAUAUUGCAGCCGAGCAUAGUUUGAGACUCUUUGUCCCUAGCACCAUUGGAGCCUUUGGACCCACCUCUCCCCGAAACCCAACUCCGGAUCUCUGCAUUCAGAGACCCAGGACAAUCUAUGGAGUCUCCAAGGUUCAUGCUGAGCUCAUGGGAGAAUACUACCACUACAGGUAUGGGCUAGACUUCCGAUGUCUGAGGUAUCCUGGAAUUAUCUCUGCUGACUCUCAGCCUGGUGGGGGAACAACUGACUAUGCAGUCCAGAUUUUCCAUGAUGCCAUCAAGAAUGGCCAAUUCCAGUGCAACUUAAAAUCAGACACACGCCUCCCAAUGAUGUAUAUCGAUGACUGCCUGAAGGCUACACUAGCUGUUAUGGAAACACCUGCAGCUUCACUUAGCAUGAGGACUUACAACAUCAGUGCCAUGAGCUUCUCUCCUGAAGAGCUGGUGCAAGAGGUCAAGAAGCAUAUUCCUGAGCUCCAGGUGACCUACAAUGUGGAUGCUGUCAGGCAAGCCAUUGCUGACAGUUGGCCGAUGAAGUUUGAUGACAGCAAUGCCCGGCGGGAUUGGGGAUGGAAACAUGACUUCGAUCUUUCUGAACUGGUGACCACAAUGUUUAACAUCCUUGGCUCUGACUCCAGGGUAGCCCAGAUUAACUGA
This is a messenger RNA of Emys orbicularis (European pond turtle), 1359 nucleotides long. RefSeq names its product L-threonine 3-dehydrogenase, mitochondrial-like. NCBI's taxonomy places the organism in Eukaryota, Metazoa, Chordata, Testudines, Emydidae. The record is from RefSeq and is a predicted model, not a curated record. Gene Ontology annotation, biological process: L-threonine catabolic process. Gene Ontology annotation, molecular function: L-threonine 3-dehydrogenase activity.